CAUUCAAAUAUUAUCAUGAACUGUGCAGCAAUUCAUUAUGUGUAGCCCAGUACUUCCAUUCUAUUUCCAUUGUGCACCUGUACUGUGUGCUGCUGAGAUUUGCAGGGGGGCAGUUGUUUUCCUGUUUUGCUGGGACUCCCUUCCUGGCUACACUGCUGUGCCUCAGUUUCCCUUCUUUGAGGAAAGCCAGCUCCACACGGCUGCGUGUCAAAUGAAAGCAGCUCCCCUCCCAGGGUCAUGCCCCCAUAGAGAGCAUUCACCCUCAACCCUCGCAUCCUGGCUCUCCCUGAGACUUUGCAGCCUCCAGAAUUCACCAGCUCGUCCCACCAGAGCCUCUAACUGAUCUCUCUUCCCUGGCUCAUCACAAUCCCCUUGGCUUUCCCUGUCCUCACACCAAAGCCUUGUCUACUAUGGCUUUCCCUGCCAGUUCAGCUUUCUGCUGCCCUGCAGUGCGGCACCUCCCUCCCCUGCUUUAGCUAGUCCCCACAGGCAGGCCCCUGGCCACUCCUAAAUGCCCUUGCACUGAUUGCAACCAGCUGCCGCUCUUCCCAGGCCAAAAGUAUUAACUCCUUCCUGCCAGGCUAGGGAUGGCUUCUGCACACCCCGGCAGGCACAAAGGGCCUGCAAAUUGUGUCUCUGCAUUUGUCACACUAACUUGCAAGCUGGCUGACCAGCUCUGCCCUCCAAGCUGACAACAACAAGAACACCGAUUCUGUCCCAAGCUAGGAGUGUUAGUCCCAAUCAGGAGCUACAUUUUGUUUCUGAUAAAAAGAACAGGAGUACUUGUGGCACCUUAGAGACUAACAAAUUUAUUAGAGCAUAAGCUUUCGUGGACUACAGCCCACGAUGAACCUCCCAGCAGGUAGCCUUAACAGCAGUAACAUAAGAAUUAAGGAGAAGAUGGAAAUCAAAGUUUGUUGGCAUGAUUAAGUAGCUGGACCAGGACUUUGUUUAUUACACAGCGUGGUGCAUCUUCCAUGUACAGGUCAACCACAUGCAGCCUGACCAACUCCUCCGCCUCGCUGCCUUGCCACAUGCCCCCAGAAUAAAGGGAAAGUGUUCCUGGAAAAAAUUCUCCCAAAUCUCUGCAGCAGUUGCUCUUAAUUACCGCUCCCGUGAGGUCGUGCUAAAUGUUCUGCCCAAGGGACUAAUAGCUGUAUUCAAAGCAGGCGACUCAUUUUAAAAAGAAACAUUAGUCAUUGUUUGCUGCUCACUCAGGAGGACUACAACUCCCAGCAAGGCACUGCAAAUUCCCUAGAAUAGGAGCGGUGCAGCUAAUGCCCAGGGUGAGCUAAUGUUGAUGGCAUCCUCAGGAGAACGGAUGGGGCUGGCAAUGCCAGGGUGCGUCGGCUCUGCCCGUAUGCCAGCUGUUUUCCAACUCCACCAGCAUUUCCCAGCCUCUUUCUCUCUCCCGGCUUUGUUUCUCUGCCUUGUGUUUUACCCUUUCCCCGGUAGCUUUUAGAGCCCUGACACAGACUUCCUGUGAGUCAGCACAGCAGACAUUUGGAGGAGAAUAACUGAUGGGCAGAGCCACAGUGUGUUUGGGUGACAAAAAGCGAGAGGUCUGGACUCUGCGUUAGUUGCCAAGUUACCUCUGACCGAAAAAUCCUCAUCUGACUAAUUCUUAGAGAACAAAAGCAGAUGAAAGCCCAACAGUUUCAAAUAAGGAGAAGCAUCCGGAGGAGAGGACUAAAAACGGGAGCCCCCUCAGGAAACAAAAUGAGGAAGGAGAAGUGGGAGCAUGCCGAGGCGAGGUAAAAAUCUUCAUGAGUCAGGAUAAAGCCAAGAAAGAGCAAAGCCCAGCCGAAAACAGAUGUGACACACCCAUUCCCUGCGAAUGAAGCUUCCAUAACAGCCCAGCGGCCUGGUCCGCCAGGGCAACCUGGGAGCAGAGCAGCGGUACAAUGGAAAUCCUUAAACUAGACGCACCAGAGAGACAGGGGCCAUGCACCAAAUAUGGGGAAAGCAUUGAUCAGAUGGUAGAUCUGACAGCCCACCGGAGAGCCCGGCAUGGCAAGCGUGAUGGAGAUGAGAAAAGCACCACGCAGCCGGGAGAGAGAGCAAAUGAGUAUGCCAAAUGUGGGAAACGCUUUGUUAAGAAGGGGAAUCUCACAGCCCAUCGGAGACCUCACAGGAGACAGGGCCCUGAGGAAGCCAGUGGGUGUGAGGGAAAUCCAACAGCAACAGGAGAUCUCACAGCCCAUCAGAGACCUCUCAGGAGACAAGGCCCACAGGAACCCAAGGGGUGUGAGGGAAAUCUGACAGGAGAUCUCGUAAGACACAAGACAAGCACCACAGAAGCGGAACCAUCCCCUGGCCUGGAAGUUGAGGAAAGCCACCAGGGAGCGCUCUGCGCCCCAAGGGGAGGCCUGAGGAGAAAGCGGACUCACGUGUGCUCUGAGUGUGGGAAGAAGUUCAGCAAGAAGGGCAACCUCACCAAGCAUCAGCGCACCCACCGGGACGAGAGGCCGUUCAGGUGCAGCCAGUGCCAGAAGACCUUCUUUGUGAGGUCCCAGCUCGCCCAGCACGAGAGGAUCCACACGGGGGAGCGGCCGUACAAGUGCGCCGAGUGCGGCAAGCGCUUUACCCAGAAGUCCAACAUCAUCAUCCACCAGAGGAUCCACACGGGGGAGCGGCCCUUUAAAUGCGCUGACUGCGGGAAGAGCUUCAUCGACAAGUCCCAGCUCAUCACGCACCGCCGGACCCACACGGGGGAGCGGCCCUUCGCAUGCAGCGAGUGCGGGAAGGGGUUCCGGCAGAAGAUCACCCUGAUCACGCACCAGAGAAUCCACACCAGGGAGGAGCCCUACACCUGUCCUCAGUGCAGCAAGAGCUUCAGCCAGAAGGCCAACCUCAUGAGGCACCAGCUGAUCCACACGCGGGAGGGGCCGUACAUAUGCACUGAGUGCGGGGAGAGCUACAGUGCCAUCAGGCACCUGAAGAGGCACCAGCUGAGCCACGCCGGGGAAAGGCCCCACGUGUGCACCAAAUGCGGGAAGAACUUCACCCGCAAAUCAAGCCUCAACAGGCACCAAGAGAUCCACGUCAACGACAGGCCUUAUGCGGUGGUGGUAGCAGAAAACCUCACCGUGGUCUAUGAGAUAAUGCAGGUCCCACUCUAGCACUAGGGGUGGGGUCGGGGACGUUGAGUUGCAAUGCAGAUUUCCUCCGUGUCACUUGUAGGAGGUGCUCAGAAGCUCCCCGGCGGCUGCUCUCUCUCUUCAGCUGCCAUGGAGUCUAAAAUACCUGAAAAUCCAGCAGAGGGCAAAGAGCAUGGGCUGGGUCCUUGCCGCUGUUUUAAUUUGUGUUUUUCUUGCACGGUAAUAAAUAAUCAAUCUGUGCAUUGCUUUUGGAGGGAGAGUUAGAGGAGAAUGGAGGAGGAGGAGAAGUAGGUGACAGCAGCACUGUCCCUCCCUCUGAAGGAAUCAAGGUGACACUCUGCAGUCUGUUAGAAAACACGUUGGUCCCUAGACACCAUGGCUGCUUGAGACGCAAGGUUGGGGGCCAGGCCUGGGGUGACUAAAUAUUCAGGUUCAUGCCAUGGCUCCUACCUGGAGGUACAGUCUGAGCGCACAGCCUCUUCUCUGCAUUGGCAGAGAGGUUCUUGAGAAAUUUUCCCACCAACGCUUCCUUGGUGGAGGAAGGAGGGUGUCUUUGUUUAAUAUAUGGUGUUAGCUUCUGGGCCCACAUAGUUGGUUUUCUCUUGCCGCCCUUGUUCUUGGUGUCAUUUCCCACACCGCCUGCACCUGCCCCAAACCCUAGCGUUCGUGCCACUUUCCAGAUGUGUCUGAAAAUAGCCCUCCUUCAUACAGCUCCCCAGUGGAUGUCCAGGCCUCAUUAGCGCGUGCUGUCUGCUGAUUGACAUAUGCUAAUAUGCACCUAGUGGAUGUUUCUGCCUAGACCUGAGCACCCAAGGAAUUUGCAUGGGCCCUUCUGAAAACCCCACAGAGCACUGAGUACAAGGCCUGUCCAAAACCCACCUUUAAAAAUCCCUUGGUCACCCCAAAUCCUACCAGAGUCCCUUGGAUGGGGCCCCAAAUCGCUAUUGGCACCUGCCCUGGCUUUUGAAAAUUAUCCAAAGCUCCUUAGCAAGAGAGCUGGGAUUGGAACUCUGCAACUGGUAGCAUGACUUAGUUGGGGAUUGGUCCUGCUUUGAGCAGGGGGUUGGACUAGAUGACCUCCUGAGGUCCCUUCCAACCCUGAUAGUCUAGGAUUCUAUGAUCUACCUUCCUACUUAUUCCACUAGCCCUCACUGCAGUGCCAGUUAGAGCUAGUAUCGCUAAAGCUGUCCUCUCUUUGCAUUAAAAUGCCUAGCAAGCAGGUUGCACAAGAUCAGCGAUUUGGCUUCCAUGCACUGAUUUAGGAACCUAAAUGUUGUUAGGGUAGCUGAGAGACUGAUCGUCGCUCAGCAAUUUUCCAAACAGAUCCUUCCAUCAGGUUAUACUGUAUGCUUCCAACCCUUUUGGCAACCCUUAAGCCUCUCCCACAGCCAGCUUUGUGCAAACCUCAGCUCAUGCAACGCCACUUGCAAAAGAAAGGGGCUUUUCUAAUAAACAUUCCCAGGUUACUGUCUUAGGCCUUGUCCAAGUUGUGUUGUGUGAACAAUACUGGUAUAAGAGUAGCAGACAUGUGAGUCUGUAUCCGCAAAAAGAACAGGAGUACUUGUGGCACC
Messenger RNA from Trachemys scripta elegans, 4672 nucleotides. Its product is annotated as zinc finger protein 501-like. The transcript is spliced from 2 exons. Gene Ontology annotation, cellular component: nucleus. Gene Ontology annotation, biological process: regulation of transcription by RNA polymerase II. Gene Ontology annotation, molecular function: RNA polymerase II transcription regulatory region sequence-specific DNA binding; DNA-binding transcription factor activity, RNA polymerase II-specific. Bases 1905 to 3122 code for a protein of 405 amino acids. The record is from RefSeq and is a predicted model, not a curated record. NCBI's taxonomy places the organism in Eukaryota, Metazoa, Chordata, Testudines, Emydidae.